This is a messenger RNA of Gymnodraco acuticeps, 3346 nucleotides long. It is a transcript of the gene serpini1, whose product is annotated as serpin peptidase inhibitor, clade I (neuroserpin), member 1. Gene Ontology annotation, molecular function: serine-type endopeptidase inhibitor activity. NCBI's taxonomy places the organism in Eukaryota, Metazoa, Chordata, Actinopteri, Perciformes, Bathydraconidae. Bases 642 to 1895 code for a protein of 417 amino acids. Gene Ontology annotation, biological process: negative regulation of endopeptidase activity. The record is from RefSeq and is a predicted model, not a curated record. The transcript has 9 exons.
CAACAAGGCUCUCUGUCCUCGGUAGGGUGGUGUAUUUAUUUGGAGUAAAAAUAGCAAGAACGACCCGAAAUUAACUGCCGCACUGUGGGACAAGAUAGUUAUCUUCCCAUGUCAACUACUUCCAGCUGUAAACUUUACAUCAAAACUCCUCGGUUUUUACAUAUUAACGGGAAUUCUUAAAAACCUUUUCGAACUUUAUUAAUUUAACAAUAUAACUGCUUAUUUUCUCAAAACAAACUAGGCUAACCGUUGUAGAAGGGACAUGUUAGGCCUAGCUAGAAUCCAUAGAAAUUGAGGUAUGUGAAAUGAAAUGAGCAAUUGAAAAAAUCAAAUGAUUUUUCUACACAUCUAUAUAACAACGAAGAAAUGGAAGGUAACUUUAGACUUUAGCAACUAUUUAUAAGAUAAGGGCAAACUAUUGAUCGUUCGCUAAAGCAAAGACGGAAACAGGAACAAGGAACUAUUUCGUUUCACAUUCAUACUCUUUGGCAGACGUUCAUUGGACCAAUCAGUGUAGAGGGGGGGCGUGGUCUGCGGCAAACGAUCAGGCAUCGAGCUGCGGUUCUGGAGGAGAGCAGCAGAGAGACACAUCCAUCCAUCAAACCAAACACCAUUUAUCGCUGUCUGUGGUCCGUGCUGCGAUGUUGAUCCUGGACGUGUUCUCCCCGCUCCUCCUCCUCCUACUCUUCCUGUUGCCGCGCUACAGUUGCCGGGCGGCGGACAUUCCGGAGGACACGACAGCAGAGUUCUCGGUCAGACUGUACCACCGGCUGCAGGCGGCGGGGGACCAGGACAACAUCGUCUUCUCCCCGCUCAGCGUGGCUCUGGCCCUGGGCAUGGUGGAGCUGGGGGCCCGGGGGGCCUCGCUGGAGGAGAUCCGCCAGGCGGUGGGCUUCAGCCAUCUGCUGCCAGGCGUGGAGUUCUCUUUGCUGCAGAACCUGACGGCGGCGCUGUCUGAAGACAACGCCCACUACGUGAUCCGGUUCGCCAACAGCCUCCUCCUGCAGGAAGGCAUCACCUUCAACCCCGAGUUCCUGCAUCUGAUGAAGAAGUACUUCCAGGCUGACGUGGAGACCGUGGACUUCAGCGAAUCAGCCGCCGUGGCCGAUCAAAUCAACACCUGGGUGGAGAAUCACACCGAGAGUAAGAUCCAUGAUCUUUUCUCAGCCGAUGACUUCAGCAGCGUGACCCGCCUCACGCUGGUGAACGCCGUCUACUUCAGGGGCUCCUGGAAAAACCAGUUCAGGCCAGAAAACACCAGGACCUUCUCCUUCAGCCGAGACGACGGCUCCGAGGUCCAGACGCUCAUGAUGUACCAGCAGGGAGACUUCUACUACGGUGAGUUCAGCGACGGCUCACAGGAGGCUGGCGGUGUGUACCAGGUGCUGGAGAUGCCGUACGAGGGCGAGGACAUGUCCAUGUUGAUCGUUCUGCCGCGGCAGGAAGUGCCUCUGGCCUCGCUGGAGCCCAUCUUCAAAGCAGCGCUGCUGGAGGAGUGGGCCAACAACGUCAAGCGGCAGAAGGUGGAGGUCUACAUGCCCAGGUUCAAAGUGGAGCAGAAGAUCGACCUGAGGAGCACGCUGCAGGAUCUGGGAAUAAAAAACAUCUUCACCAACGAUGCUGAUCUCUCCGCCAUGACAGAUGGUAAGGACCUGCACAUUGGGAAGGCGGUGCAGAAGGCGUACCUGGAGGUGACGGAGGAGGGAGCAGAAGGAGCCGUUGGAUCAGGAAUGAUCGCCCUCACCCGGACUCUGGUGUUGUACCCGCAGGUCAUGGCCGAUCACCCGUUCUUCUUCGUCAUUAGAAACCGGAGGACAGGGACCAUCCUCUUCAUGGGCAGGGUCAUGACCCCCGAGGUCGUCGACCCCAACGACCAGGACUUUGACUCCAUGUAAAACAGAUCUCAGAUCCUGACGUCAUAAACGCUACCUAUCCUCUAUCGCCAUCUUCAGCUGUGUUUUAUACUCCUUUAAAAAAUAUAUAUAACACGAUAUAUUAUAUAUUAACAUAUGACAUAUACACGUGACUGUGUUUUGAUACUGGAAGCUUUAAAACUCUUGUAUACAGACAAGCAGAAAAAAUGAAGAUGUACAUAUUCUCUGGCAACACAAGUUUGUAUAUGAGGAAAAGAAAACACACGUAAUCCACGCACAACCCCUUUAAGUUCAGCAGCUUCAAACUCACCUGCGCCCACACACACACACACACACACACACACACCAGGCACAAACAUAUUUCUGCUUUAAUUACAUCCCUGUACAUUCGACAUUGUGUUCUAUAUUAACAUAUAUACUCAGUAUUUAUUGCAGCAUAGACAUUUUGUCCCUACAGGGAAUGCGAUGCCCCAGAAUGCACCGCAGCCAUCUUUGGAGGAUAGCAGCAGCCAUCAAUAUCUAUCAGCGUUUCCCAUCAGAAUUGAAUAAAUAUUAAUGCCCUUACAAAGAAAACCUCUGGGCAGAAACAGAGGAGCGUUAUUUAGUUAGUGUUCACACAUAUUUAAAUAUUAAACAUUUGGAUGCCCAUGUCAAGUUUACAAAAGAAUGGACACAGGACCUUCAAAUCUACAGGUUAAUUUUUAUAUAACAAUAAAAUAAUCCAGACGGAAGUAAGACAGCUAAUGUUAUGCUAACUGAGUGCUAACUUAACGUCGGCAUGUCAUGCUUAAUCAAUCUCCCGUAAAUGUACGUGUCCUGCGAUAUUUCCUGUUAGAAAUCCUAUUCCCAGCGUAGUGGUUUGUGUUACUGUAGUUCAGCAGAUGGCUGACAACCAACACAACUCAGCGUCUCUUGCUGAAGUUUGCUACGUCUCGCUCGUUUCCAUGAUAGUUUAAUAGAAUAACAUGUAAUCCCGUCGUCGUCGUCUUUUUUUUUUUUUUUUCAUUGGUGUUACAGCCAGUAUAACAGUGCCUACUGAACAUGUUUAAAACGUUUAAAGUCAAAAAGUUACAGCUACUUCACUCGCUGUACAGUCAAAGUCAAUAGGUUGCGUAUCAACUAGUAUCCUCCAAAGAUGGCCGACUUGCCGCUGAUGACGUCACAUUCCUUAUACACUGAAUCUCAGUAAUACACUGACAGUAUUCUAGUAAUUUUUUACACGGUAGGGCACACUGCUGAUGAACUUAUAUGCCUUAUAUGAGUGGUUGAUCAGGCCCCAGCUGGGCAUCUCACAGGUGAGCAGGGGAGGCUGCGUAACUAAGGUGGGUUGCUAUGGAAACGGACCGGAGCAUGCAGGCAGGCGCACUGAAGAAGAUCUGCUUGCACUAUUUUCUGGAUGUACAUACAGGGAGAAACAGAAACACCAGCUGUAGUCUUUUACUCAAUAAACAUGAAUUUGUUCCCAUUUAAAA